Molecule: messenger RNA, 6110 nt
Organism: Linepithema humile (Argentine ant)
Lineage: Eukaryota; Metazoa; Arthropoda; Insecta; Hymenoptera; Formicidae
Source: RefSeq, a predicted model, not a curated record
AUGGAUAAUGAAAAAAUAUAUCAGUCGUAUAUUGAUAUCGAUUCUAAUAAUGACAUUGUUAUUUCGGGUAUCGCUGGCAGAUUUCCAAGUUCGGAUAAUAUGAAGCAGUUACAAGAAAAUCUAUUUAAAAAAAUUAAUCUCGUUAAAGAAGAUCAUAUUCGAUGGAAUAUAGAACAUCCGGAUAUACCAACUCAUAUGGGUACAAUUAAUAAUAUUGAUAAGUUUGACACAGAAUUUUUUGAUGUACCUUUCAAGCAAGCGCAUUCUCUUGAUCCUAUGACGAGAAUGUUACUAGAACACACAUACGAAGCAAUUAUCGAUGCAGGGAUCAAUCCAAAACAAUUACGAGGGAGAAAUACUGCAAUAGUCAUAGGAACGUCUUACCUUGAAUCACAAGAGAAAUUUUUGUACGAAAAUUUGCAGAUAAACGACAGGAAUAUUAUUGGAUGUAGUAAAUCUAUAAUGGCAAAUAUUCUUUCAUACGUUUUGAAUUUAAAAGGAUCAUCAUGUACUGUGGAUACUGCCUGUAGCUCUAGUCUACACGCCAUUGCUGUUGCAUAUGAUUGUAUUAUGUCAGGCCGAUCCGAGGACGCGAUAGUUGGUGCCACAAAUCUUUGUUUGCAUCCUACAAUAAAUCUGCAAUACUCUCGUCUUGGUACUUUAUCAUCUGAUAGUUGCUGUAGACCUUUUGAUAAUACCGCAAACGGUUAUACGCGCAGUGAAGCUGCGACGGUAUUGUACCUUCAAAAAGCAAAAAACGCGAAAAGAGUUUACGCUAUAUGUAAACAUAUUAAACUAAAUAAUGACGGUUACAAAGAAGAAGGAAUAACAUAUCCAUCGACACACAUGCAAAGCGCUUUAUUAACAGAGUUUUACAAUGAAUGCGGAGUAUCUCCAACUUGCUUAGAUUACGUUGAGGCACAUGGAACCGGCACUAAAGUUGGCGAUCCUCAGGAAAUCAAUGCUAUCCAUAAAGUUUUGUGCAAAAAUAGAAAAACCCCAUUGAUGGUGGGCUCUAUAAAAUCCAACCUUGGUCACGCUGAACCUGCCAGCGGAAUCACACAAAUCGCUAAAGCGAUAAUAGCAUUUGAAACCGGUCUUGUACCACCAAACAUUAAUUUUACAUCAUCGCGGAACGAUAUAGACGCCUUAGCGGACGGAACUAUACGUGUCGUCACAGAAGCAUUACCGCUUAAAAAUGGUUAUAUUGCUAUGAAUUCCUUCGGAUUCGGUGGAUCCAAUGCUCACCUGUUAUUGAAGUGGAAUCCUAAAAAGAAAAUUUAUAAUGGAAUUGCUAAUCAUCCCACAGAUGUAGAAUAUAUCCGUUUACUCCACGACAUUCACACAGACGACAUAGAUGGUCAUUCAUGGAGAGGAUACAUUAUACUGGAUUCUUGGCAAAAAAAUUCCAUCAAAAAAAUUCAAAACUGUAAAAACAUAAAAAGACCUAUUUGCUUUAUAUUCUCUGCCAUAGAAACGCAAUGGCAAGAAAUAGGUAAAAAGCUAUUAAAAUUUCAUGCAUUUGCGAAAGCUGUAAAAAUGUGUGAUGCUGUUUUGAAACCGUAUGACAUAAGUAUUACAAAUAUUUUGACGAAGAUGGAUGCAACAUUAAGCAAAAGUGCUUUACAUACAUUUGUUGGCAUCAUUGCUAUUCAGAUUGCCUUGGUAGAUUUCUUAACAUCUAUAGAGAUUAUUCCGGAUUACAUAAUUGGUCAUUUUGCUGGUGAACUUGGUUGUGCUUAUGCAGACGGGUGUCUGACUAUGGAACAAACUAUUCUGUCAGCAUACUUUAUUGGUUUAGCAUGUGUGAAAGAGAAACUAGUUCAUAGCUCUACCGCAGUUGUCAAUUUUGAUUACAAAUCUCUUAAAGAUAUAUGUCCAGCAGAUAUCAAAAUAAUAUGCAGAAACAACCAGAACAGCAAUAUUGUAACUGGCCCCGCUAAAUCCAUGCAAGAAUUUUUGCGAAAAUUGCAGAACAACAACAUUGACGUGAAAGCAAUCUCCCGCUACAACAUGCCGUAUCACAGUCGUUACCUCGCUUCUCUGAAAUCGCAGUUUUUUACAAGUUUGAGCGAAAUAAUUUCACAGCCGAAAGAAAGGAGUCCCAAAUGGAUCAGUACCUCCGUACCUCGCAAUAAAUGGUCCAAUCCAGCAUCAAAAUUAUGCUCAGCAAGCUACCAUACGCGUAGUAUAUUAAAUACCAUUCUUUUUGAACAAGCAACGCAUAUGAUCCCAGAUAACGCUGUAAUUAUUGAAAUUGCACCAGUUAGCAUUUUACAGGACAUUUUGAAAGAAUCGGUACAUUCAAAAGUGACGAACAUUGCACUGACUAAGCGAAAUGAACCAAAUGCUAUCGAUUUAGUAUUGCAAGGGAUUGGAAAACUCUACAACUGUGGUCUCCAGCCACGGAUCGCUAAUUUGUAUCCACCGGUGAAUUUUCCAGUUAGCCGAGGUACUCCUAUGAUCUCUCCAUCUAUAAGAUGGAAUCAUUCUGAAGAUUGGUUUGUACAAAAAUAUGAAACGCAAAAGAAAAUCAAAUCCAGAAAAAGACAAGUAGAAAUUAUGACGGGUGACGAAGAUUAUAGCUAUUUAACCGGUCACGUCAUUGACGGAAGAAAUAUGCUACCAGCAACAAGUUAUCUUGUGCUUGUUUGGGAAACUAUUGGUAUGAUGAAAGGAGAAAUAUACACAAAAAUACCUGUAGUAUUUCGGGAUAUAAGAUUUAUUCGUGCUACUCAUUUUUCGAAGGACAGCAACAUAAAAUUGACGAUUACGAUACAGAAAGAGAGCGGCAAAUUUGAAGUGACUGAAGGAGACAGCAUUGUUGUGACAGGUGUUGUACACACUACAUCAAAUGCUGAAGAAGAAAUGGUGCCGAAUGAUCUGUUAUCGGUGGAUAUUGACGAGAAAGAACAUAUGAGUUCUCGAGACAUCUACAAGGAAUUAAAGUUACGCGGUUACCAAUACAGCGGCAGGUUUUGCGGCUUGAACAGCGCAUCAAUCUCAGGCAGCAAGGGACAUAUCGCUUGGAUAGGUAAUUUUGUGACAUUUAUGGACACUAUGCUGCAGAUGCACAUAAUUGGAAAAGAUACCAGAGAUUUGUAUGUUCCAACAAGUAUUCAAAAAUUGAUAAUUAACCCCGCACUUCACAAGUUGAAGUCACGGAACAUGAUGUCAGAAAAAAAUAAACAAUUACCAGUUCGUAUAUAUAAACAGAUGAACAUAAUUAUAUCAGGCGGAAUAGAGAUACGCGGGUUUGAGACUACUUCGAUCUUUCGUCGAAAACCAGUAAGAGAUCCCGUCAUCGAGGAGUACAAAUUUGUAGCUCAUCAAGAUUGUGCAAUAAUUUCAUUAAAUGAAGCAAUCCGCAUAUCAACGCAACUCGCGCUGGAUGAUCAUCGGAGCAUUAAAGUAACAUCCAUUGAGUUAGUGGAAGAUGAGGAUAAUGUAAUAUUAGAAGAUUUAUCAUCGGCGUUACUGAUUAAGGCUCUUAAUGAUAUUCCAUUAAUACAACCAAAUGUUACUUUAAUAACAUCGCCGAAUCGUUUCAAUCCAGAGGAACUUUUUUCAAACGUUUUGGUCGCAGAUUUAAACAAACCAUUUGUAGGCGACAAAGCUUUGAUAGCUACAGGAUUUAAUCUUUUGACGAAACAUCAGAAAUCAUUGGAAAAACUUUUACCGCUUUUGAGAGAUGGCGGUUAUCUCUUAACACGCGAGAAAUGCAAUCUAAAUAAGUAUGACAAAUAUUUGAGUAAAUACGCAUUAAGUGUCAUUCUGGAAAAGCAUACGGAUAAAGAAAUAAUUAUCCUUCUAAAGAAAAAAGUUCCGAUAAAGAAAACAACUGUUGUUUAUAUAAAUAAUAAUAACUUUAAUUGGCUUGAAGAUUUGAAGGCGCUUGUAAACGACGAGAAUAAACAUAAUGAAGAUAAUAGAAUUGUAAUUGUUGGAGAGGGAGACUUGGAAAAUGGUUUGUUAGGCUUUAUCAACUGCUUGAGGAAAGAACCUAGUGGCAAGCUUGUUAGAGGAGUGCUUAUUCAAGACGAGAAAGCACCUAAGUUUUCUCUACAAGAUUCUUUUUAUAUACAGCAGUUGCAGAAAGACAUGAUUAUUAACGUUUUGCGACCUAACAAAACUUGGGGAUCUUACCGAUAUUUACGAUUAUUGCAUCCAAAAGUCGAACCCGUAACUGCCGCCUAUGCAUGCCAAACGGUUCGUGGCGAUUUAAGUACACUUUGUUGGGUGGAAAACAAUAUAUCUAUCGAUUCCCAUCGUGAAGAUAUAGUACGUGUGGUCUAUUCAUCCCUCAAUUUCAAGGAUGUAAUGUUAGCCACUGGCAAGUUGACGUCGGAUGUCGAAACGUCAGGACGACUUCAAAGCAUGAAUCUUGGAUUUGAAUAUGUAGGAUUUGAUGUCAAUGGACAACGAGUAAUGGGACUUUGUGACAAUAAAUGUAUAGCAAAUGUCAUUAUAAAAGAUAAAGAUUUUUGCUGGAACAUACCUGAUACAUGGACCUUUGAAGAAGCUGCUACAGUACCGUGUGUUUACAGCACGAACUAUUAUGCUCUAUAUCAUUUCGGAAAAAUGAAGAAGGGUGAUAAAGUACUUAUCCACUCUGGUACUGGCGGCAUUGGACAAUCAGCCAUUCAUCUCGCUCUUCAGGAAGGAUGUCAAGUGUUUACUACCGUAAGCACUGCAGAAAAACGUAAAAUCAUCAGGGAACUAUUUCCGGCUAUUCCCGAUGAGCAUAUUGGAAAUUCGCGAGACACCAGUUUCGAACAAAUGAUAAUGAGACAAACAAACGGUCGCGGCGUUGAUAUUGUAUUAAACUCAUUGGCAGAAGAAAAACUUUUAGCAUCUGUUCGUUGUUUGGCGAGAAGGGGUCGUUUUCUAGAGAUUGGAAAGUUUGAUAUUUUAUCCGACAAUUCUCUAAACAUGUCUUUAUUUCAAAAAAAUAUUAGUUUUUAUCCCGUUCUGUUGGAUGCAAUGUUUACCAGUAAUCAUAAAAAUAAAUCUCGGCUAUCUAUAUUAAUGGCUAAAGGUUUAAAAAAUAGAAAUAUUAAACCUAUUCAGACGACAGUNAAUAUACAAGAGGAUGGCAAAUCUUUGGAUUCACCUAUUGUUGCACACCGUCGUUAUUACUGCCUCAACGAUAGAACUUAUGUUAUACUAGGCGGCUUGGGUGGAUUUGGUUUAGAGUUAACUGACUGGCUGAUACUUAGAGGCGCUAAGAAUGUCGUUCUAACUUCAAGAUUUGGAAUAAAAAAUGGCUAUCAGCAAAUGAGAAUUGAGUUAUGGAAAUCAUACGGUGUAAAUGUGCAAAUAAUUAAAAACGCAAACCUUGCGAAUCCCGAAGAAUGUGAAUAUUUUCUACAAAUGGCGGAGAAACAAGCACCAGUAGAUGCGAUAUUUAAUCUUGCUGCGAUUUUAAAAGAUUGUGUACUUAGGAACCAAACCGUGGAAACUUUCACGGAAUCUUUCAUGUCGAAGGCUUGGACGACACAGACAUUAGAUAAACUAUCUAGAAAGAUCUGUUUAAAACUUCGACAUUUUGUAGUAUUUUCUUCCGUUUUUUGCGGAAGAGGAAACGCUGGGCAAACUAAUUAUGGAAUGGCCAAUUCCAUCAUGGAAAGAGUGUGCGAAAAAAGAGCGGAUAAAGGACUACCCGGAUUGGCAAUUCAAUGGGGAGCUGUGGGUGACGUAGGUCUCGUCGCUGACAUGCAGGAAGACAAUAAAGAGUCAGUUGUCGGUGGCACCCAGCAGCAGAAAGUAUCUUCCUGCUUUGUAGAACUCGAAAAAUUUUUACUCCAAAACCGACCGAUUGUAAGCAGUAUAAUUGUUUCUGAAAAAAAAACGGGACUAUCCGGACUUGUCAAUAUGGUGGAUACUGUCGCUAAUAUUAUGGAUAUAAAAGACGUAAAAGUAAUAAGUCAAAAUAGAUCUUUAUCCGAUCUUGGAAUGGAUUCCAUGAUGGCUGUGGAAAUUAAACAAAGCUUGGAAAGAAAAUUCAACAUCUUGCUUACUGUGCAAGAAAUACGAAAUUUAACGUUUUCAAAAUUGAGAGAGAUGUCUGAUGCAAACGUGAAUUUGCAUAAUGAUGUGUGAAAUGAGAA